This is a messenger RNA of Drosophila innubila, 2862 nucleotides long. It is a transcript of the gene Pgant35A, whose product is annotated as polypeptide N-acetylgalactosaminyltransferase 35A. Gene Ontology annotation, biological process: regulation of Notch signaling pathway. Gene Ontology annotation, molecular function: Notch binding. The transcript has a single exon. NCBI's taxonomy places the organism in Eukaryota, Metazoa, Arthropoda, Insecta, Diptera, Drosophilidae. Gene Ontology annotation, cellular component: Golgi apparatus. The record is from RefSeq and is a predicted model, not a curated record. Bases 149 to 2038 code for a protein of 629 amino acids.
UUGAAUUUAAUGAAGUCAACGCUAGUGAGCCAACAAACAACAAAAUAUUGACGACACCGCAUUAAAUCCGGUUUUCUUAGCAAUGCAGUGACGGAAUGUCUGUUGGUCGUUAAGCACGCUGACAACAUACGCAUAUACAGUUUUUCAUAUGAUGCAAAUCAAGCGUCUAUUAUGCAAAUCCUGCUCCCUGGCCUCGCUGCUCAUUGCUGGCGUCUGGAUGCUGGCCCUACUCGUCUACAUGCAUAUGCUGCGUGGCACCAUUCCGGAGGCUGGCUGGCGAUUCAGCACCGAUGUGAAUGUGACGCCUCGAGUCGAGUUAAGUUAUAAGGCGCAGGUUACAAUUGGCUGCUCGCCUGCAUCUCUGAACUCCACACGAUCAUCGGAAUUGUCUGCGGGGAAGGCAGAGCAGAAACAGGAACAGUUCGAUCUGUUGGGCGUGGUGCGCAACAAACAGGACAAGUAUAUACGCGACAUUGGUUAUAAGCAUCAUGCCUUUAAUGCGCUAGUUUCCAAUAACAUUGGACUCUUUCGAGAUUUGCCCGAUACACGACACAAGGUGUGCGACCGCGAGGAUACCAGGGAGUCGGAAUUGCUGCCACAGGCAUCGGUUAUAAUGUGCUUCUACAACGAGCACAAAAUGACAUUGAUGCGCUCCAUUAAAUCGGUGCUGGAGCGCACGCCGGAGUAUCUGUUGAAGGAGAUUAUUCUUGUGGAUGAUAACAGCGACUUGCCGGAACUGGAGUUUCAUCUGUUGGCCGAUUUGCACGCCCGACUCAAGUACGACAACCUGCGCUACGUACGCAACGAGCAGCGCGAGGGAUUGAUACGAUCCCGUGUUAUAGGAUCCCGAGAUGCAAGCGGCGACGUUUUGGUCUUCCUUGACUCGCACAUCGAAGUGAAUCGUCAGUGGCUGGAGCCGCUGUUGCGGCUGGUUAAGGAGGAAAAUGCGACGCUUGCGGUGCCUGUGAUCGAUCUAAUCAAUGCGGACACCUUCGAGUACACGCCUAGUCCUCUGGUGCGAGGUGGGUUCAACUGGGGCCUCCAUUUUCGCUGGGAGCAUCUUCCGGACGGGACCCUCAAGGUGCCGGAUGACUUCAAAGGACCCUUUCGGUCACCCACCAUGGCGGGUGGAUUAUUCGCCGUGAACAGGUUGUAUUUUCAGCACAUUGGCGAAUACGACAUGGCCAUGGACAUUUGGGGCGGCGAGAACUUGGAGAUCUCAUUCCGCGUCUGGCAGUGUGGAGGAGCCAUCAAGAUUGUGCCGUGCUCCCGUGUUGGACACAUCUUUCGUAAGCGACGUCCUUACACGGCUCCCGAUGGCGCCAAUACCAUGCUGAAGAAUUCUUUGCGUCUGGCACAUGUCUGGAUGGACAAAUACAAGGAUUAUUAUCUAAAGCACGAAAAGGUACCCAAAGACUACAACUUUGGCGACAUAAGUGGACGCCUGGAGCUGCGGGAGCGUCUACUCUGCCACGACUUUGCUUGGUAUCUUAAGAAUGUCUAUCCCGAGCUGCGUGUGCCCGGCGAGGAGUCCAAGAAGUCUGAACCGGCGCCCAUCUUCCAGCCGUGGCACUCGCGCAAGCGCAACUAUCUGGACUCGUUUCAGCUACGGCUCAGUGGCACACAGCUGUGUGCUGCUGUGGUAGCUCCAAAAGUCAAAGGCUUCUGGAGGAAGGGUAGCUCUUUAACACUGCAGCUCUGCCGGCCGCGUGCCCCCAAUCAGACGUGGUACGAGACCGAAAAGUCGGAAAUCAUCCUGGACAAACUCCUGUGCCUGGAGGCAGCGUCGGAUGCCCUCGUCGUGAUCAACAAGUGCCACGAGAUGCUGGGCGACCAACAAUGGCGCCACACUCGCAACUCCGACAGUCCUGUCUACAACAUGGCAAAGGGAACCUGUUUGCGAGCCGCGGCUGCUGAAGUGGGAGCCGGAAUCAGCCUGGACUUGUGCUCCAAGGCCAGCGGCGUAGGAGGGGCCUGGGACAUUGUCUUAUUAAAGCAGGAGGGCAAGAAGGAGCAGCAGCCGGACAAGCAGCUGUGAGCGACUUACUUUGUACGCAAUUUUAGACUGAUCUUAGUCUUUAAGAAUAAGAUGUUGAUUGACCUAUUAAGUCAACAUAUGUAUGUAAAUUAGUCUGUACUUUGCACAAGUGUAGUUUAUUACUCAAAGUGACAAUAGCCAAUGCAAUUGAUAUGUGUACAUAUGUGUGUACCAAAUUGAUCCAUUAUUAUUACGUACAAAUUCCACAGUUAAAGUCGUUCUAGUUUGCUUUAUUAAUUGUAGAAAUGAAAGCAUCAGCGGCCUACCUGAAAUUCAUUUACUUUUAAUUCGAUAUCUUUGAUCAGCUGUCCUUUUCAAAAUAUUUAAGAUGCCGCAGAUUUUGAUAAGCAACCGAUAUAUCGAUAAUUGUAACAUAUCUGCAAAAUAUUUUGUUGACAAAAAAAAUAGGGUAUUCCAUAAACGGAUUCAGAAUUGCUUUCACAGUUCAGCUGUUCCCAGCUGCUUAAAAAAAUUGUUUUCUCAAAGUCGGGUCAUUCUUUCAAUAUUAGCUAAAUCUGCUCUGAGUCAGAUAUCAGUUUCAUUAUACUUUGAUUAUAUGUGUGACUUCACUUUGGCAGAUUCAUUUGGCAAUACUUGGUGUUUGUUUCCAUUUUUAUCAUAUGCCAGACAGCUAAGGAGAGCCAAGGGAUUUAAAGUCGAAGCUCAAAAAUAUGCCAAAAAGGCGCCGGUAAAAUGAAGCUGGAAAUGCUUGAAUUGUAAUUUAAUCAAUAUAUUUAAAUAGUAUCAUUUUAAUACUACUAUACUGCAACCAAACUAUUAUUAAAAAGCCUGAAAACUAGUUUUCACACCUUUUGUUUAUCAUA